Messenger RNA from Impatiens glandulifera, 3582 nucleotides. RefSeq names its product spliceosome-associated protein 130 A-like. The record is from RefSeq and is a predicted model, not a curated record. Gene Ontology annotation, cellular component: nucleus; U2 snRNP. NCBI's taxonomy places the organism in Eukaryota, Viridiplantae, Streptophyta, Magnoliopsida, Ericales, Balsaminaceae. Gene Ontology annotation, biological process: mRNA splicing, via spliceosome. Gene Ontology annotation, molecular function: protein binding; U2 snRNA binding. Bases 1 to 3582 code for a protein of 1193 amino acids. The transcript has 3 exons.
AUGUAUCUCUACAAUCUCACUCUCCAGCAAGCUUCCGGCAUAGUCUGCGCCGUCACUGGAAAUUUCUCUGGUGGACCGACAACCAACACAGAAGAAAUUGUCGUCGCAAGAGGCAAGAUUCUCGACCUUCUCCGACUUGACGAAAAAGGUAACAUUCUCAAGCUUCUCUCCGUUGAAGUCUUUGGUUAUAUUAGAUCCUUAGCUCAGUUCAGAUUACCCAAUGCCGACAAAGAUUACAUUAUUAUUGGUUCGGAUUCUGGACGGAUGGUCAUACUAGAAUACAAUAAAGAAGAUAAUGUUUUCCAUAAAAUUCAACAGCAGAUUUUGGGGAGGACUGGUUGUCUACGUACAGUGCCUGGACAGUACUUGGCAAUUGAACCUUAUGGUAGGGCUGUUAUGAUUGGGGCUUGUGAGGAGCAAAAACUGGUUUUUCUGUUGACUAGAGGGGAUAAGAAAGAUGGGUUAACAAUUUAUCCGCCUAUACAUGUGCACAACUCUAAAGUUUUAUGUUACUCGAUUUGUGGGGUUGAUCGUGGGUUUUGUAAUCCAAUAUUUGCUGCAAUUGAACUUGAUUAUAAUACUGAGGCUGCCUAUGCACAGAAAUGUUUGGUAUUUUAUGAGCUUGAUCUAGAGCAUACAGUUGUUUCAAGGAGAUGGUUUGAUCAGGUUGAUAAUGAUGCUAACAUGCUUUUAACUGUACCUGGUGGUGCAGAUGGACCUAGUGGUGUUCUUGUUUGUGCCGAGAAUUUCGUUAUAUACAAAAACCAGGGUCACCCAGAUGUUAGGGGUGUCAUCCCUAGACGAGAAGAUUUGUCAGCUAAUCGCGGCUCCUUGAUAGUUUCGGCUGUGGUUAUCAGGAAACAAUCCGUGUUCUUCUUUCUAUUGCAAACAGAAUAUGGUGAUAUCUUUAAGGUUACAUUAGACCAUGAAAACGAUACGGUGAAGGAGUUAAGGAUUAAGUACUUCGACACAAUUCCUGUUUCGUCUUCACUGUGUUUGCUGAAGUCUGAUUUUCUAUUCUCUGCAUCUGAGAUUGGUAAUCAUGGGUUGUAUCGAUUUAAUCCAAUUGGAGAAUUUACUGAUGUGGAAUCUUCCUCGAAUAAACAGUUGAAAACAAGUGAAGGUUUCCAUCCUCUUCCUUUCCAGCCGAGGAAGCUGAAGAAUCUCCUGAGGGUUAACCAAGCCCAGAGCUUAAUGCCGAUAAUCGAUAUGAAAGUUGAUAAUCUUUACGGAGAAAUCCCCCCUCACAUUUUCACUCUAUGCGGGAGUGGUCCUCGUUCCACUCUUAAGAUAUUAAGACCGGGCUUGGCUGUAAGGGAAAUAGAGAAAUCAUAUCUUCAUGAAGUCCCAACUGCUAUAUGGACAGUGAAGAAGAAUGUGAAUGAUGAAUUUGAUGCGUAUAUCGUUGUUUCAUUUGCUCAAACAACUAUUAUGUUCUCUGUUGGUGAAAUUACUGAACAAGUGAGACUUACUGGUUUCCUGGAAAACACACCUUCACUUGUGGUUUCUUUGAUAGGAAACGAUACUUUGAUGCAAGUUUAUUCUGGUGGGAUUAGACAGAUAAAGGAACAAGGUCUAGUUGAUGAGUGGUUAGCCUCAAAGAAGAGAAGAAUUGUUAAAGUCGUAGCUAACAGACUUCAAGUGAUUAUUGCAUUGAAUGGAGGAAAGCUUAAAUACUUUGAAGUGGGUAAAAACGGUCAGCUGAAUUUUGUUAAUAAGAAAAAGAUAUCUGGAACUGUGGGUUGUUUGGCUAUCGCCCCUGUUCCAGAAGGAAAAAAGAAAUCACGGUUCUUCGCACUUGGAUCAUGCGAUAGAUAUGAUAAUAACCGCAUUUACAUAUUUUCUUUGGAGCCUAAACAUUGUAUGAAGCUACUAAGUUUGCAAAGUAUUUAUUCAUUACCAGAAUCCCUUAUCUUUCUUGAUGAUACUACUAGUCUGUUUCUCAAUGCUGGUUUAGAGAAUGGUGUAUUGUUCAGAACGGGUGUGAACCCGGUGUCAGGUCAGCUUGAUGAUACCCGCUAUCAACCAUUAGGGAUAAAUUCCCCCAAACUAUUAUCUAUCGUGGUUGGAGGAAUACCUGCUGUGUUAUGCUUGUCGAACCGGAGUUGGCUUGGUUUUGUACAUCAAGGUGUUUUUAUUCUGGCACCACUUUCAUAUGAAAGUUUUAAGCACGCUGCUUCAUUUUCGUCUGAUCAAUGCAGGGAAGGUGUGGUGGGUGUUAAUGGGGCUGAAUUAAGGAUCUUCGUUGUUCAAAAAUUGGGAGAUCAGCAGCCGUUUAACCAAAUUUCAUAUCCGUUGAGGUACACACCGAGGAAGGUUAUUAUUCAUCAACAGCAACAUGAACAGCAACAACAGAAAAUGUUGGUUAUUAUCGAGAGAGAAAAGGGAGUGAUUAAUGCUGAAGAUCGUGAGUAUGAGAAAAACGAGUGUUUUGAAGUUGCAAGUUGGAUUAAGGAAAGUGCGGAUGGUGAUGAUGAAGAAGACAUGGAAGAUCCUUUCUCUGAUGAGCAGUUUGGGUAUCCCAAAGUGGAAUCUGAUAAGUGGGUUUCUUGCAUAAGGAUUUUAGAUCCAAAGAAUGGAGACACCACUUGUUUAGUGGAGCUUGAGGAUGAUGAAGCUGCCUUCAGCAUAUGCACAGUGAAGUUUAAAGAUGAUGAAACAGUCUUGGCUGUGGGUACAGGUAUUGGUCCUAAGGAAGAUGAAGUAUCUGGUGGAUAUAUUCAUAUUUAUAGAUUUGUGGAUUGGGGAAAGAAAAUAGAACUUUUGCAUAAGACGGAAGUGGAUAACCUUCCUCUUGCUUUGUGCGAAUUCGAAGGAAAGUUGCUUGCUGGAGUUGGGAAGAUGCUGCGAUUAUAUGAUUUGGGUGAAACCAAAUUGCUUAGACAAUGUGGUGACAUGUUUCCCUGCAGAAUUAAAUCUAUUCAAGUCUACCGUGAUCGAUUUUAUGUAUGUGAUGAUGAGGUAGGUAGCUUCUUCCGCUAUUGCAAGUAUCUUCCUGGCCCUGAUCCAGGCGGAAACCAACUAUACAUGUUUGGUGAGGAUUCAAUAGAAAGAUGUAUUACUGCAUCUCAUCACAUAGACAUCGAUACAAUGGUUGGUGCAGACAGGCUUGGGAAUGUCUUUUUCUUACGGUUACCCACGGAUGUAUCAGCAGCAAUAGAAAAAUGCCCAUAUGGUGAUGGAACCCCCAACAAAAUAGACGAAAUAGUCCAUUUUCACGUUGGUGAUGUUAUCACUUGCUUGCAGAAAACAACUCUAACUCCAGAUGGUAAAGAGUGUGUCUUAUAUGGAACUAUAAUGGGGAGUUUAGGAGCAUUACAUGCUUUUAGUUCUAGAGAUGAUGUUGAUUUCUUCUCAAGAUUUGAAAUACAAAUGAGGCAGGUUCAUUCCCCUUUGUGUGGACGUGAUCACUUGACCUUUAGGUCUUCUUAUUUUACUGUCAAGAAUGUGAUUGAUGGAGAUCUAUGUGAGCAAUUUCCAACAUUGCCCUUGAAAUUGCGCCGGAAAAUUGCUAGGGAAAUGGACAUAACUCAGGCUGAACUUCUAAGGAAACUUGAAGCAAUUCGAAAUAAGAUCAUUUGA